Vigna radiata var. radiata (mung bean) is the source of this 3472-nucleotide messenger RNA. RefSeq names its product golgin candidate 3. Gene Ontology annotation, biological process: endoplasmic reticulum to Golgi vesicle-mediated transport; Golgi organization. Bases 1462 to 3381 code for a protein of 639 amino acids. The record is from RefSeq and is a predicted model, not a curated record. NCBI's taxonomy places the organism in Eukaryota, Viridiplantae, Streptophyta, Magnoliopsida, Fabales, Fabaceae. The transcript is spliced from 17 exons. Gene Ontology annotation, cellular component: Golgi apparatus. Gene Ontology annotation, molecular function: small GTPase binding.
CCAAUGGAAUGUCCGAUCACCCCUACGCUUCUGAGAUAGAACAAUAUAAAGCAGAAAUCAAGAGACUUCAAGCUUCUGAGGCAGAAAUUAAAGCACUAUCGGUUAAUUAUGCAGCUAUAUUAAAAGAAAAAGAGGAUUUCUCCCUCUCCAUGGCAUCUUCCUCGUCUACAAACACCAAUGUUGGUGGCUCAUCAUCCGAUCCCUCAAUAUACACCAAUUAUGUGAAUGUACACUUGUCCAUUGACAAAUUAGAUGGCACAAAUUAUGCAACAUGGGCGUCCGGCAUCAAACUUUGGUUGAAGAGUCAGGGGUACGUAGAUCACCUUACUAAAAAUGUGACUAUUGCUACCACAGAUGACACUUCCCGCUGGAUGAAAAUUGAUGCCCAAUUAUGCAUUGUCAUAAAGUCCACCAUUCAUUCCUCACUGAAAAAAUGUUUCGAUCAUAUGAAACAUGUUCAAAAGUAUGGGCACAAGCGAAGUUGUUUUACACAAAUGACACUCAACGUCUUUAUGGUGUUUGUCAGGACCUAUUCACUGUUAUUGGUCCGCGCAGUCCUGGUACCAUGGUAGAAUAUUUGGAUAAAGUUCAUGCUCUCCUUCAUGAUUUUAAUGAGCUAUUACCUCCUGCUUCCACUCCUGCUGAAGAACUGGAACAACGAUCAAAGUUCUUCAUGUUGUUGGCAUUAUAUGGACUCUCUGAUGAUUUCUCUCAUGUCCGUGAUCAGAUUUUGGGUUCUCCUGUCAUACCCAACUUUACUUCUACUUGUUCUACUCUUUUGCGCAUACCGAGCAAACCAGUCACUGAGACAUCUCCUCAUAGUGAUGAUUCCUCAGUUAUGGUUGUCCAACAUGAUGAUCGAAGUCGGUCUUGCAAGCCAAGUAAAGGACAUCCAAAAUGUGACCAUUGUGGCAAGCUAGGCCACAAAAUUGAUAGAUGUUAUGCGCUUCAUGGACGUCCUCCUCGACCUAUAGCAAUGGCUAAUUCUGAUCCACCUCCCCGAUCAUCGUCUGCAGACCAUCCUACUUCAUCUAAUACUGUAGAAAACCCUGCAAUCUUUCACGAAUUUCUCAAAUGGCAUGAGGAUCGUCAGCACUCUAGUUCCACUACAUUUGCAUCUGUUGCACGUACAGGACUGGAGUUCGGAACACGUGAUUGACACAGGAUGUGAGUCUCAUGGCCUAUAUCAUCUCCGCCCUUCUCCACAUGUUGGUGUAAUCAUGGAGGCGCCAUCCCUUCUUCAUGCUCAGUUAGGUCAUCCUAGUCUUGCCAAACUGCAGCAACUUGUUCCGAGUUUGUCGAAAUUAUCAAGUUUGUCGUGAUCAUAUUGUUAGAUUGAAUAAAGAAAAUGGCUCAUUAAAACAGAAUUUGGAUACAAGUCCCGUAUCUGCAAAUGGUGGUUACACAGUCAAGGGAAAUAGUGACCUGUCAUCCAAUCGACAGCAUUGGUUCACAACUCAAAUGAAAAAUCUUUAUGCUACAAACAAUGGAACCACAUCUUCUUUGGAAUCCGAUGGUAUUCAAACCAAGACGGUAUCUAAGCACUCAAACUCACGAGUAAAGGACAAGGAGCUAGCAGAUAUGGUAGAGGGAAAAAGUAGCCCAGCAGCAGCAGUACAACAUUCCGCUGAUAUACAUAAAAUGAAGUUGGAACUAGAGCAAGAACAGAAUAAAAUGGCACAUAUGCAGCUUAAAUUACAGGAGGAAGAGAAAUUGAACAAGUCAUUCCAAGAGGAGCUUAAAUUAUUGAAGUUGGAAAGAGACAAAACAACAUAUGAGAUGAGCAAAUUACACAAUGAAUUGAAUGGGAAAAUAUCAGAAAUUAAUCGCCUGCAAAUGGAGUUGAGUAGACAGGAAGAUGAAGAAACAAGUGACGUGGAUAGCUUCAAGAGACUUAUUGAAUCUCUGGAGAAGGAAAACACUACUCUUAAGUUGGAAAAGGAUGAACUUGAGGCUGAGGUCAAAUCAAUUAGGACUUCUGGUAAAAUAUCACCUGAUGCUUCUCAGAUCCAGAAAAGGAUUCCAAGCUUUAACAAUCAUGUGAGCCAAAACUUACCAGAUCCUUCCAAAAGUUUUCCAAGGAAUGAAGAGUUGGAAAGAUCCUUACAUAAGCUAAGUGAAGAACUGGAGGAAACACAAAAGGGAAAUGAAGAGUUGGAAAGAUCCUUACUUAAGCUAAGUAAAGAAUUGGAGGAAACACAGAAGGAAAGGGACAAAGCAGUACAACAAUUGACCCGUCUUAAACAGCAUUUGUUAGAAAAGGAAUCUGAAGAUUCCGAAAAAAUGGACGAGGACAGCAAAAUAAUUGAAGAACUUCGUGACAGCAAUAAUUAUUUGAGGGCUCAAAUAUCCCAUCUUGAGAGAACUCUAAAACAGGGAACUGCGAGUCAGGAGAAACUGAAGAUGGAAAAUGACAAUGAAAUUCUCAAAUCCAGGGAAAUCAUUGAUGAGCUGAACAAGAAGCUGACUGACUGUAUGAGCACAAUAGAUGCUAAGAAUACAGAACUUCUAAAUCUACAGACAGCUCUUGGACAAUAUUAUGCCGAAAUUGAAGCUAAGGAACAUUUAGAAGGAGAUCUGGCUCGUGCAAAGGAAGAAAACUCUAAGCUUUCUCUACUGUUGAAAGAUGCACAAUGCAGAGCAGAUGUCUUCAUCAGUGAAAAAGAAGAAAUUUUAGCUAAGCUUUCUAAAUCUGAAAAGCUACAAUCAGAAUGGAGAAGUAGAGUAAGCAAGCUCGAAGAAGACAAUUCCAGGUUGAGGCGAGCGGUUGAACAGAGUAUGACCAGGCUAAAUAGAAUGUCAGUGGAUUCAGAUUUUCUUGUUGACAGGCGCAUUGUGAUAAAAUUACUUGUUACUUAUUUCCAGAGAAACCACAGUAAAGAGGUUUUGGAUCUAAUGGUUCGCAUGCUGGGAUUCUCUAAUGAGGACAAACAAAGAAUAGGUGUUGCUCAACAAGGUCCAGGAAAAGGCGUUGUCCGCGGUGUUCUUGGGUUGCCUGGCCGCCUAGUUGGAGGUAUCUUGGGAGGUGGUGGUUCCACUGAAUCAGCUGCAAAUGCGGGAGCAGAUAACCAGUCCUUUGCAGAUCUGUGGGUUGAUUUUCUUCUCAAGGAAACAGAAGAAAGAGAGAAGAGGGAGUCAGCAGGAACUAGAGAUAAAUCCAUGGAUGAUUCGCAUGAUAGAAGUUAUACUAAUUCAUCUCCACCACAUUCCAAUCAAAGGUUUAGGACUGGAACAGUACCAAUUAGCUCAUCCACAAAUCAAAACAUCAGUUCUCUCCCUCGUGGAUACUUUCAGCACUCCGAACAACUUGGUUCCGAGUUCUCAACAGUUCCCCUUACAUCUUCUUCAUCAGAUAGUUCAAAACUUCUUCCCAGAUACUAAGUAUACAUUCUUUAUGUAAUUAAUCAAAAGGUAUAGAUCAAUGAUAAAUUGUAGACAUGUAAAAUCUUGUUCAAUUAAUUCCUUCAUUUCA